Molecule: messenger RNA, 734 nt
Organism: Caenorhabditis angaria
Lineage: Eukaryota; Metazoa; Nematoda; Chromadorea; Rhabditida; Rhabditidae
Source: the annotation of a GenBank genome assembly
AUGUUGAAAAUUUUAAAAGGCCAGCAAGAAUAUCUUGAUGGUGUUGUUGUGUGUGAAGAAUCGAAAAAUGCUUCGUGUCUUCCUUUGGUCAUCCAUUUUCUAGGCGCCGCAGUUGAAAGUAAUAAGAAAGUUUGUCUGAUCUCGAGUAGAAUGACUGACAUGAACUACAGGUAUUUUCAAAUAAUUUUUAAUUUUAGACAGUUCAGUUGUUUUCAGGUUAAUUUGUUCAAAGGUUGGAGUACGUUGGAAUCCUGCAAAUAUCUCAUUUUCUGAAGUUGUUCAACCUGGCUAUAGUUUCGACACAGAGGUCAAAGUGAUAAUGGAUGAUAUUUUCACAAAAAUAACCGAAGUCAAGCCAGAAUUUGUUAUUUUCGAUGAUUUAUCAAUUUUAGAAAGUUUUGGUGCGACAGAAAUAGAAACUUCUCUCUACAUUCACAAAAUCUAUGAAUUUUUAGUAAGUGAAUAUAAACUAUUGAGACAAAAAAUACGAUUUAAUUCAGACAACGACAUGUGAAACUCCUCUUCUGUUUGCUCCAUUUUCCUCUUCACCAGGAAUAACUUCUCUUCUAAAACCCUACACAAACCUUCACAUCGAAAUCAUCACAGUCGGUCAUGGUUUUGCGAAAGAUGCAACUUCCAAAGCUAUCCUAACUCACCGAGAUUCUUCUUUCCCCAAAAAGGCAAUUCUUCUCUCCGGCGAGCGAACAAACAACGGACAAUGGGUAUCAAUUUAA